Molecule: messenger RNA, 3948 nt
Organism: Myripristis murdjan (pinecone soldierfish)
Lineage: Eukaryota; Metazoa; Chordata; Actinopteri; Holocentriformes; Holocentridae
Product: oocyte zinc finger protein XlCOF6-like
Exons: 5
Coding region: 456-2741 (761 amino acids)
Biological process (GO): regulation of transcription by RNA polymerase II
Molecular function (GO): DNA-binding transcription factor activity, RNA polymerase II-specific; RNA polymerase II cis-regulatory region sequence-specific DNA binding
Source: RefSeq, a predicted model, not a curated record
AUGGCCCUCCGUCAACUUCGCUGUGUUUCCUUGGGCUUCGGGGUAAAUAAAGCUUUCCUCUUCUCCGAGACAUGCUAAAAACCCGAUUUGUCGUCUUUUUUGUUUAAUUCGGCGUCGUAUAUAAAGUCAUACAGGUGGUAGCGGAGAGAGACUUAAAGCUAACCUUAGCGGCAAACAGACCGCCGCAUAAAAGCUAUUUUGCUAGCAUCACAUUUCAUUUAGCGUCAAAUAAAGAGACAAAGAGCAGCGGAGGAGGACUGGAAAAAAGUUUAGAUCCUGGUUGGAGGCGUCAGAAAGUGAAACAGAUGCUUAGAAAGGAGCUGCUGGUGUUUCGGGCGGCUCUUGGUGGAAUAAAGGUUAACUCUUAAUAAGUUAUCCCCAUGAAGUGAGACAGCCCAGUCAGUAUUUGUGAUUUCUCUGCAUUGAUGAGCCAUUGAUUCACUGGAGUGGGGAAAAUGACGUCACCUCUCAGUGCUUCCCUCCUGGGGCUGAAGCAGCUGUCGGUCUGCUUGGUGGACUGCAUGAAGACGCCAGGCGGGCUGAGAGACGUCCUGAAGGAAGACGCUGGAGCUUCACCCGGGAUCUGUCCAGCAAACGUCUCUCUCCUGGGUCUGAGGGAGCUGUCUGUCUGCUUGGUGGACUGCAUGAAGACCCUGGCGCUGGAUCAGCAGAAUAGGCCUCUGCACUGCCUGGAGGCAGCGGAGCAAAGUGCAGCAAGCAUCAAAGUCGAGUUAGAAGAGGAAGAGAAGCAUCCGUAUGAAGACGGCUGCUUCAUCAAAGCACCGGAGUCGCCGCCGCAGGUGAAGAUCCUCUCCAUUUACAUGGUAAAACCAGGGUUGGACCUCCUGAACUGGUGCAACACAGGAGUCAGACAGGAGUCAGGCUCCUAUAAGGAAGAGGACAGUUGGCUUCCAGAAGAUUUGAAAGUGCUGGGGAGGCGAGGGGAGGGAGACGAUGAAGGUGAAGAAGACAAAACCCAAGAAACUCCCGAAUCGCAGCUGAGUUACGCAGGGAUUGAUGUGGAAGUGGAGGCGUUUGAGGAGGACGCCGGCUGUUUGGACACGAUCACGGGGCUGAUGCAGGGCUACAGCCUGUCUGAGUCGGUCACAAGAGGCGAGGAAGCUGAUUCAGAGGCAGACAAGGAGGACGCAGUCUGCUUGGACGCACAAGCAGCACAGAGUCAGGACAGAUGCUGCCUCCCCCAAACACCUGAGCAAAGUGCUGCAGGGGCUGAAACAGAGCCGGGAGCAGAUACAGAGGCAGGAAAUACUGACGCACCUGAGCCAAGAGAUGAAGUCAGCUGUCCUGCAACAAAGAAGCACCAACCAGGAGCUGCAUCCAAAGGCAGACAUCACCAGUGUGAGCAUUGUGGGAAAUCCUUUCCCAGGAAGGCCAAUCUCACCAGACACCAACACAACAACUGCCACCCUGAAAAAAGCUCCUACAGUCAAACACAGCAGCUGGAAUCACAGCAGCUGAGCUCCACUACUGCGCCGCAGAUGGAGAAACCACACAGCUGCAGUGUGUGUGGGACAGGUUUCACCAGCAAGAAGGAGCUCUUCAAACACAGAUCGAUCCAUAAAAACAAGCCGUACUCAUGUGACAAAUGCAGCAAGGCUUUUGAGACAGAAAAGCAGCUGAAGCAGCAUGCGUGUGUUCAUACAGAAAGCGGUCAACAGAAAGAGCGAGCACAAGCCGCCAAACACGGACCACGGGAGAGGCAGCACGUUUGCAAGCACUGCCAAAAGAGCUUCUACGCCGUAUGCCACCUCCAGCAGCACCUCCACACGCACUCAUCGGAGAAACCGUACAGCUGCAAGGAGUGCGGCAAGCGGUUCACGCGAGAAAGCACCGUCAGGGAACACCAGCUGACCCACACGGGUGAGAAACCGUUUCAGUGCGAACAGUGCGGCAAGAGCUGCGCCAGGAAGGGCGACCUCCGAAUUCACAUGCUCAGCCACUCGCAGGAGAAACCGUACAGCUGCACACAGUGUGAGAAAAGCUUCAAGCAGCUCGGGAAACUGAGGCAGCACCAGCGGGUGCACACGGGGGAGAGACCAUACGAGUGCAGCUUCUGCCAGAAGCGGUUCAGUCACCAGCAGACCCUGGUGACGCACCAGUACAGCCACACAGGAGAGAAACCCUUCAAGUGCACACUGUGCCCAAAGCGCUUCAGCGAUAAAUGCAACCUGAGAAAACACCAAACGAUACACUCGGGUGAGAAACCUUACCACUGUGCGCACUGUGGAAAGAGUUUCCGUCUCCUGCAGCACCUGUCAAUACACGAACGCAGUCACACAGGUGAGAAACCAUAUCAGUGUGACAAGUGUGGGAAAAAGUUUGCUAAGUCAUCAAUACUGAAAGCACACCAGUCUAAAAUACACCAGUCUACCCAUAAGGGAACGGCUCCACUGUGUUGCAGGCUGUGUGGGGAGCAGUUCAGUGAGCUCCCUGAACUGAUCGCCCACCACUGUGAACAGAUGGUGGAUAAACCAUUUAAGUGCCACCAGUGUGGCAAGUGCUUCGCUCACAUGAUCAACCUCAAGAAACACCAGUUUGUCCACUCGGGGGAGAAACCCUACCACUGUAAGGACUGUGGGAAGCAGUUCAACGACAAGAGUAACCUCACCAAGCACAUACGCAUUCACACAGGCGACAAGCCCUUCCCAUGCGAACAGUGUGAGAAGCGCUUCAGGCUCUUCCAGCAUCUGGCAAGCCACCGGCUGACACACAAGAAAUAAGUUUGGUCACUGUCAGUUUACCUUCAGCAUCUAAGCGAUGGAGUGGUUGUGAUUUCUUCUCGCUUGAGUACAGAACCUUUAGUGAGUCCUUCAUCCCAUCAAAUCAUUUCCAUAGUGUUUUAGUUUGAAUAACUAUUAAUUCACCAUUUAUUACUCAUGGUUAUAAUUGUUACCAAAAUAUCUCAUGAAAUGAACCCUGAUCAGACACAAACAUGGUUAAACCAGCUUUUAGACUUUUGUUUCUAUGAGUGAGUGUGUGGAGGAGUAUUUGUGUAUACCAGGGAUAUACACCAGAUACCAGACCAAGGAAAUCAGGGAACUUUGUCAAGGUGUGUAAAUGUACAAAUUGCAUCAAAAUGUGCUUUUUAAACAAAACUAUGAGAGUGAACACUAUUGCCUUUAAUGGAGAAAAGUAUUUCAGAAUUCAAACAGCCUUUACUCUGUCAAGUAAGUGAAGUAUAUUAAUCUCCUCAAAUCCACCACUUCCAAGAGUGGAUUUGUCAUUGCAGCAUCGCUGCACUUUCUUCAGACCCAUAGAAUUUUAUUUAAAAGUUUAGUGGAAAUGCUCUGUUAUAGGGAAAUAUGCAUAACAUGAUGAAUAAUACAUCUUUAUAUUUUCUAUUUGAUGUAGUGGUGCAGCCAUAACAUGAUGCCAUCUUGUGUAUUGAAUAUUUCACUAUUCUCAAAUAUAAGUGUCACUCCGACCACUAAACAGAAUAUGUUUGUGACAUUGUCAUACAAUAUGGAAGAUAUAUACAAUAUCCAUUCAUCUAUCUACAGUAUCUGUGUGUGUUUGUGUGCUAGGGCAUUUCAGCCCAUAGUACACACCAUAGUAGCCCAUGUACAUCGUGUACACAUUUUCCAGUAAUUCAGCAGGGCAUAUUUGGUAUAUUUGGAAAGCAUUAGAAUCAUUAAUGAAGCUGUUGCUACUUUCAUAGGUCCAAUUUACAUUUCCUCAAGUCAACACUUUUCCUUAUUUUUUUCUAGAAAAUUUGUGUCAAGUCUAGCUUGAAAUUAACUGCUGUCUCAGCUAUCAAAGCCGCCCAAAAGUAAAAGGCGUGGAUGUGACAACAUAGCUUGGCAACAUGUUUUUGUGGGAUUAUUUCCUUGAGGCGACUUUUAUUUCUUCUUCCUGUGGGUGUGUGUUGAUUGACAGGAAGUAGAGUGUAACAUAAAACAUUAAAACACUCCACUCAGCACAAUGAAA